CUCUGGACACACCGUAGCUUCUGCUAAACCAAAUCCUGCGUCAGACUGCGAGAAAACACACUGUUAUAUAACGAGAGGAGCAGAAACAGCACCGAGCUGCACGAGCUGCUAACCCGCAGAAACUUCCACUAAACCCGAAGAAACUUCCAUUUAACCCGCAGAAACUUCCACUAAACCCGAAGAAACUGCCCCCUUUACAGCCUCCGAAAUGUCCUCCUGUGAGUUUGAGUCCCUGGAGAAAUGUCUGGAGACCCACCUGCCCGAGGCCGAGCUGUCCGAGGUGAAACGCAUUUUAUACGGGAAGGAGACGAAGAAGUUGGAUCUGCCGGCAGCUGCUGUCAGCGCCGCCUCGGAGCGGGACUUUGAGCUGCAGGGCUUUGGGUUUGAAGCGUCUCCGGAGCAGCUGAGGCCGGCCAGGAGGACCCGGGUCGGACUGAUCCAGAACCAGAUCGUGCUGCCGACCGACGCCCCCAUCCUGGACCAGGUCUGGAUCACACACGC
Messenger RNA from Notothenia coriiceps (black rockcod), 501 nucleotides. Its product is annotated as beta-ureidopropionase-like. The annotation marks the transcript as partial. The transcript has 2 exons. The record is from RefSeq and is a predicted model, not a curated record. Lineage: Eukaryota; Metazoa; Chordata; Actinopteri; Perciformes; Nototheniidae.